Molecule: messenger RNA, 7236 nt
Organism: Pectinophora gossypiella (pink bollworm)
Lineage: Eukaryota; Metazoa; Arthropoda; Insecta; Lepidoptera; Gelechiidae
Exons: 6
Coding region: 131-7105 (2324 amino acids)
Source: RefSeq, a predicted model, not a curated record
GUUCUUUUGUUAUGUUUGUGAAAACGUCCUAAAUUUUCAAAAAAUGAUACUCAGUGAGUCCGUUAUGUGGUGAAAUUUGUGAUUUUAGUUUUUAUUAAUGAAGCUUUCUAUGAUUGCGCGUUUUUGAAUUAUGGAAAGAGAUGAGGUGGAUGACACGGGUUUCGCUAAUGUUUCUGGGAGUGACAAUCAAGCGUUGAACCCAACAAUUCUCGAAUAUUAUAAGAAGUUUGGAAGGAAGAGAGAUUUGGAACAGUAUUUUUCUUUAUCGACGGCACAGGGUGAGGUUAAGGAUCCUACGAGCUUGUUUUGGAGAAGAAUGAAGUCGCAGACUGAUUCUUCGGACUCUGGUGAGAAAUCCAGGGAAUCUUCCUUGGAAGUGUGUAGAAUUUCGAUUCGAUGUUCUGCACCGGACACUGACGCACCUAGUUCACAGGAUGAGAAUCCAAAAACAAAAAGUGACACGGAAUCACCGCCAAUCAUCAUAGAAGAAGUUCCACCGGACACUACCAGACAUACAGAUGACGAAUAUGCAAAGUCUGAUGACAAUAAUUCUCAGAAAUCACUUGAUGCCGUGCUCGACACGUCAAUGAUAAAGGCGCUGUCACCAUCAAGCAGCAUCACAUCUCAGAGGAAACUUGAAUGGGAUUCAUUAGCAGAUGUUGGUUACGCUAAUGAAAGUGACAAGAAGACUUCAGCAUCCAGCUUGAGCACAUUAGAAAGGCUGGCAUUGAAACAACAAUAUUCCAACAAUGAUUCCAAAGAAGAAAAUCUUAUGGGAAACCCUACAGCACACUCCACGCCUGUUGAUGAUAAUGAUAAACCCAAAGGCAAAAGAGGCUCUAAAACUACAAAAAUAUAUCGACGGGAUGUGGAAUUCGUCGAAUUUAACAUGCCACACAGUUCAAAUGCGAAUCUAUCACAGUCAAUUAAUGUCAAUUUAACUAAGCAUAUUUCUUUUAACGUGGAAAAAGAUGGCGGCGUGUCAGUCGAAAAUGUGAAGAAAGAUGUUUCUGUGUCGCCUGAGAAAGCAUCUACAGAAUCAAAGGUGACUGAUGUAAAAAUGGACAAACAAAUACAAACUUCACUGAUCAAAACUAAGGAUGAAUCUAUUGAAGCUCCUAAAUCAUUCCAACUUUAUGGCCAAGCAGUACCUGUAUUGAUAAAUUUGAAUACACUUAAAAAGAGAAUUAGGAAGAAAAAGGUGAGGACUGUAAAGAAGAAAGUUAGAACUAAAAAGAAGUAUAAUCUUGAUAAAGAGAAUUUGCCUGUCCAUGAAAAGAGUGGAGAGCAAGUUUCUGAAGCUGAGAGCUUUGAAUAUAUGCCUGGACAUAUUUAUAAUCAAAACCAAUUGAAUCAGCAACCAGCACAGACAAGCCAAGCUGCUGGCAACAAGUCUAGCUUAGAGUCUAGUGGUGCUGUCACAACAGAUUCAAGUAAGGGAUCAAAGCUCUCUUUUACUAGAGACUUAGAGAAAAGCAUCAAAUUACUUAAAACUGCUUUACAUAAACGCUACAAUGAUUCGGAAUUGAAAGACAAAUUGAUCAAAGAAGUAGUGGAAAGGUUAUUGAAAUCAAGUUAUAGAGAUGACGAAACAACAACAGAUUUUUUAUCUGGUUUGAGUUAUAGCAGUAAGAAGCUGGGAUUGGGAGAGAGUCAUACUACUACAAGCACUUCCGACGCAAACAAUACCGCGGAAAAAAACAAGCGACCAAAGAAAUCUAUUUUGAGGGUUGAUAAGUUCAAUCCUAAUGCUAUUGCGUCUACAUCGCAAAGCGCUCCCAAUAUACCAUCUGUAUCUAACAGUGAGAAACUUGUGGCUUCUCGCCUUGCUAAAGCGUUGACUUCAUCUAACACUGAAUCUGAUGUUUCUAGUAAAGACAAAUCUUCACCUGAUACUGCAUUUGCUAAGACUUCUUCAGAAGAAUUGUACCAGAAAUAUUUAGACGCUUUAAGGAGAGAGAAUGCUUACAAGAAACAUUUGAGAGACAAAGAGCUGUUUUUGAAGCAGAAAUUAGUUAGUUCAGACACAGCUUUCAACAUUCCGGUGUGCCUUGACCCUAAAAGUCAAUCUAGGAUUAAAGAAUUGAUGAAUGACCUGACCAGAAACAAUUAUGAUGAUGGUUCUGGAGAUGCCAGUAAACUAGAAGGUGGUUUAGGAUCGAAUUUGGACCUUCGAUAUGGUGUCCCAAGGAAUCAGAGAAGUCAUUCAGUUUUUACUCUUUCUUCUUCAGGAAAUUCUGAUCCUAAUAGAAAAUCUAACUUAAAAAAAAGUGAAAUGAAAGAUUCGCCUAAAGCGGGUCACAGUAGAGAAGUUAAAGAGGAAAAACAUUAUUGCUGUUGUCCUCAUCAUAAUAAAAUGGGCGUUACAGACAGUUCUGUGCAGGUAAAUAUAAAGUGUGGAAGCGAGAAAACUUCACCAAGACAAGAGAUAGAACCUAAGCCGUGCAGAUGUGGCCAGACAUGCUGUCAGUCAUCCCCGAGGCCUAUAACUCGUAUAGUGUCUGACAACAGCACAGGCGAUAUAAAAUAUGUGUGCUUGUGCAAUAAUAAUGUUGCAGAAAAAGACUCGUCUGAAAAUGUUAUGAUUUACAAGUGUUCCCGUUUGACUAACAAGGGUAUUCAGUCUCAAUGUGCUCCAGCUCUGCAGCCAGACAAAUGCCCAGCAAGAUCACGAAAUAAAUGUGACCACACGAACUUUGCUAAAUUUUCAAAAUGUUCUCAAACUAAUUUAAAAGUGUGCACUGCACCAAUCGACGAAGAUAAAGAAACAGUUUGCAUUCACGAAGCUGUAAGAAUCAUCCAGACUGAUAUUAGUAUUGACCCUAAAAUCUCUGAUCCAAUUCUAUCUGAUAUCAAAAUUGUUAAACCGUGUGACUGUGUGAAGUUAGUUCGAGAACGGUAUAGACAAGUAUCAAAAUCCAGCAUUGCAAGUGACGCUAACGUGCAACCUGACUAUAAUGCUCUCACAAGUUGUCCUUGUAGCGAAGCCUCUGUGGCUACGCCUAGUACUUCUAGCUCUUGUAGUAAAACAAAGGGCGAAAGAUUGAGAGACAACAGGGCAGGGCCUAUUAUAAAAGAGACAGUCGAUGCAGAGAUUCAAUCUACCGUAGAUAUACCUACGGCUGACGCUCAAACCGUUGAAGAUAAUUAUACAAUACCCAUACAAGGUACAAAUAUCGUACUUAAGGUUAGCGUAGGCCCGAAUGCAGUCAGAGUCCUCGAAACCUUAGAAAACGUGGAUUCUGGGGCCAAUAUGAACCCAGUUGAACACAAUAUUGUUAGUGUCUUAAAAAGGAAUAACAAUGCAGUCGCAACUGAUGCUAUUAAUACUGCUGAGAAUGCUACUUGUUUGACCGAGGAAUGUUCUAAAGGCGUUCAGUCCCAAAAUGAUGAUAUUUUUUCUCAAUUCGAUACUAAACAGAGUUUGUUGAGAGCUUUAUUUACUAGUGACGAAUAUCCAAAUCUUCAGAGUACAUCAGCAGUAAACAGUCGUAGGCCGCUACUGAGGGCAAAGACGUCUACAUGCAUUGUUACUACCGCACAAAAAGAUUUCUCUACCGUACCGUCACAACAACAGAAGUCGAUGGAAACUAUGACAGAAAGAAGUAAUACAUAUCCUAAAAGUCAACAACACGUCCAAUUUGAUAGACAGGAAUUGGCUCCAGGUAUGAUCCAACAAAUACCCAUGGGAGUUUUUAGAUUUCAAGGCCCGGAAGGCGUAACAUACGAUAAAUUAUAUAUGAAAGACAGAGAUUCUGAGCCUAAACGAAACAGAAACACGGAAAACCAAACACAAUCUAUUAGCUGUAAUGUUGGUACUAGUCAAAGUGAUAUCGAUGAGAUUACGGAACCUGUAAAACGAAAACCUGUUGAUGAUAAUGAGAAGGAUCAAUGUGGAAUUUCUCGAGGAGUCUCUUGUGGAGAAUCAUCAUACGACUUUUAUCUUAAUUUAGCGGCGCAAGAUUCAAAGAUAAGCAAAUGUUGUUGUCCUCAAGAUAGCCUUUGUCAGUGCGAACGUGGGGAUGUUUCUGUGUGUAGGAACCAAAAAUCUGUUUGUACCGGACCUGAAACACCCCUUCAAACAAUCGAGGAACGAUAUUAUUCUGAAGAUGCUUCUGAGCCUCAUGCUUCGAAAGCUAGUUUGAACCCGUAUGAAGAUAGUAAUAAAAAAACAGUUCUUUGUGGACCAGACUCGUCGCCUUCAACAUCAGCUUUUGUAGAAGCUUAUUCUUUAAACAAAGGCAAGGAAAUUCGUGAUCAGGGAUGUGGAUGUGAUAUAAGUGGUCCUUGUAAAGGAGAAUGCGGGGAGGAUGCUGUAUGUAGACAACGUGAUUUGGAUGUUUAUAAAGGUGAUGCAUCAGGCAAUCAGCGUGCUGGCGUUGAGAUAUAUUUUGCAAAUGAAUAUCCCGAUCGCGCUGCUCCGAAAGAUCUUUACUAUCUAAAAGACAGCGCUCGUAAACAAACCUCUUGUGGUUGUUCCACAAGUGGCCCUUGUAAAGGCGAAUGUGGAGAGGACGCAGCAUGUAGAAAACGAAAAGUGGAAAGCUCCCAUGAUUCAUUGGAUCGUCCUAUUAAUUACCGAGACUCCGAACUCGCUGCUCUAAAAGAUGGUUACUACUCAAAAGAAAGCGCUCGUAAGCAAACCUCUUGUGGUUGUUCUACAAGCGGCCCUUGCAAAGGCGAAUGUGGAGAGGACGCAGCAUGUAGAAAACGAAAAGUGGAAGGCUGCCAUGAUUCUUUGAAUCAUCCUAACUACCGAGAUUCCGAAUUUGCUGCUCUGAGAGAUGCUUACCACUCGAAAGAAAGCGCUCGUAAGCAAACUUCUUGUGGUUGUUCCACAAGUGGCCCUUGCAAAGGUGAAUGUGGAGAGGAUGCAGCAUGUCGAAAACAAAAAAUAGAAGGCUCCCAUGAUUCAUUGAAUGAUCCUAUUAACUACCGAGAUUCCGAAUUUGCUGCUCUGAAAGAUGCUUACUACUCGAAAGAAAGCGCUCGUAAGCAAACUUCUUGUGGUUGUUCCCCAAGUGGCCCUUGCAAAGGUGAAUGUGGAGAGGACGCAGCAUGUAGAAAACGAAAAAUAGAAGGCUCCCAUGUUUCAUUGGAUCGUCCUAUUGAUUACAGAGACUCUGCGGAAAGAGUUUAUCAUACAAAUGAAGGCGCAGACACUGGGUCUGAUUCAUUACACAGGCAACCGGUAAAUGAAGGUAAUCGUUAUGCAAAUACAUAUCCGUACUCUACUAAAACUGGUCACUUUCCUGAUGAUGACAAAGAAACAAAACAAGAAGAUUCCCAUAAUCCAUCGCAUCUUCCUUUUGUUUAUUGUGACUCUGAUAAAGCUAAAGACCAUGCUAUAAAAUCCUCGCGUAGUCAAAAUUUACAACAAAACAUUAUUGGUGAUCAUAAAUCGAAAUAUACUGUUACGGAAAAAAAAGAAAGUGCUUAUAUUGAAACGCAAGUUAAGGGCAAGGGGGAUGAAAAAAAGCCGAAACCAACUAAGGAAAAGUCGGAAAAUAGUAAAGAUCUCAUAAUGAACGUUAUUCAAGACAUAACAAAUCGGUAUUCUAAAAAAUACACCGAAAAGACUCAGCGCAAGAAAUGUUUUAAAGAAAUUAUAUCAUUAUUGAGUUAUUUAUUGGACACGGAAGACAGCACGGAUACAGAGACAAUUAGGGAAAUUAAAAACAUGAUCACUGCAAGUAGCAGUUCGGAACUAGAUUUUGCUUGUCAUUUAAAGAAAGAUAAGACGGAGACUGAAGAUACCGUUAGUGAAUAUGAGAAUAAACGACGUCCAAAAUCUCCCACACAUCGUUCAAAAUCACCUAAAUCUCGACCAACAUCUCCUACUCGCUCGAAACCAUCUAAGUCGCGACCAACAUCACCUACAUCUGAAUGUGCAAAACCACCUAAGUCUCGAGGAUCAUCACCUAGUUGUGCAAAACCACCAAAGUCUCGAUCAACAUCACCUAAGUCUCGACCAAAAUCACCUACUACAAAAGAAAUGAAAUCGGUUGGAACUUCCAAUGAUGCAGAAGAUGUUUUUAUGACAUCCAGUAAUUCUUAUUACCAUGAAACAAAGCGGUUAGUUCAUAAAGGCAUUCAGAUAUCGACAAAAAAAUCGAAAUCUAGUAAAUUCUAUACCGAGUCUUCAGAUGUGCCGAAAUCUACAGACAUUACAUACACAUCUUCGGAUUCAGCGACUUGCAAAGUUCUGAAUAAGAUCAGGAAAGAAUGUGAGAAAUAUCACCAGAAGCGAUGCAAAGCUCAUAAUAAUGCUACGAAGAAAUGUGAGUGUACAAGCACGACUUCCCUAAGUUGCGAUCAGUGUAAGCGCGUGCAUCAUUGUAUAUGUAGAACGCACAAAUGCAAAGGGCAUAGACCGAAGAGCGUCUCUGAGAAACCGAAGAAGAAAUGUGUUGCUUACAAUUUGAUUAUACAGACUUCAGAGAGCAUGAUCAGUGAAGAGACUAAGUUGGACAAAAAUUUGAGGCCUUUGAAAAACAUUAUUGUGAAAGUGCCACCGAAGCGUAGGCCGUUAGAUGAUGUACCACAUAAGCUACUGAGUAGUCCACGGGCUAGUGUAAAGGGGCAGAGAUCCAGGAGUCUUCCCAAUGAGAAUUACGUGUCUAGUACUGACGAUGGUACGAAGACGCAAGUGUUCACCGUUAGAGACUACUUAGAAAAGAAUCGUCCUGACUUCGUCGAUCAAACCAUGCAGCGGCAGAAUUGUUUGAAGAUUUUAAGCGAGGCUAGGGCAAAUGAACGCGCGAUCCAACGUGAACUGUUGUCUAUGCAAGUGCAAAUGGAUGGGGAACCGUCAAUGAAGUCUCUCAGCGAGUCCGACUUGCGGAAACUGGCCCGCAAACUCGGCCUCGAACUACGUCAUAGACAAGUACCGCCAAAAUUUAUCAGUGAACAUGAUAUGAAGAAACACUCCGAGAAAAUAUACAAAAAACUGCCAGAAGUGUUGAAGAAGAAGGAAGAUCUUAAGAAGGAGAAUAUUAAGAAGACCAAUUUGCUGAUGGCCAGUAUAUUUAAAAAGAAUCUCCAGAAGAAAGUCCUGCAUGGUUCGGUGAAUCUCUCCAACUACAGUACAGUUAUAAAGAUUUGACAGUUUACAGUAACGUUGACAAAAUGAAGUGUGUUCAAUUAUUGUAUACUUUGUUGAACUUUGUUUGUAUUUUGAUAGUGUUUAUUGUUAAUGUCGCCUUUUUGACUUUAAAUAAAUAAGAUUAUUAAGAA